AUGCGCAUCAACAACGAGCUAGCAACCAAGUUUUCGGCUUCGACUGUCCAUUUGGAACAUAUCACAACAGCUUUGAAUUGCCUGACACCUUUUGGCGCGAAAGACGAUGUACUUAUAUUUAUUGAUGCAGAUGGCCUGUCGUUUGUAAGGGAGAACAACCAUGUUAUAAAAAUACAAUUACUACUAUCCCGAGAGUUGUUUAUGUCUUAUUCGUAUAGGAAUGAAACUGAAGAUCAUAUGAAACUGUGUGUAAAAAUAAAUCAUAUUUUAGACAGUGUUAGUGUGAUGAAUAGAAACUCAGAUGAUAUUGUAGAGUGCACUUUAUCGUACGAUGGACAUGGAUCCCCAUUUGUGCUCAUAUUUGAGGAUUCGUUCAUAUCCGAGAGAGUGGAGUACUCAACUUAUUUAAUAAAGGACUUUGAUACAAAUGGAUUAGAACUUGAUAGAGAGAGCAUAAGCUUUGAGGCGAUCAUUAAAGGUGAAGCUCUUUAUUCAGCAUUGAAGGACUUGAAAGAAAUCGGUUGCAAAGAAUGCUAUGUUUAUGCGAAGACUGACGCAAACAAUGAUAACGUAUUUGCACUAAUAUCCAAAUCACAGCUAGGCUUUUCAAAGAUUAAAUUACCAAGCAACAGGUCAAUACUGGAGAAAUUACAAGUUUUUGAUGGCGAUUCCACAACCGUAUUAGACGGGUCCGCUGUAAUUGGGUUCUUUGAUUUUACUUCAUUUGAUAAGAUUAGAAAGAGUACUAAGAUUGCAAGUAAAGUACUCUUUAGAAUGGAUGUUCAUGGCGUAUUAAGUGUAAAUAUUUUAAGCCAAACAGACGAUGUGAUUAUCACAGAUACCGCAAGACCGUCAAACAGUCGAUUGGUUACUGGUGUCGGCCAACUGCAAUUGCCAAAGGAUUAUCCUGGUAUAGUUAUUGAGGUUUGUAUGUUGGAGAAAGAAUCUAUUGACGAAGUAGCGCAGACGGAAAUAGAGCUUCUGAUGGAGACUAAUGAACUUGGUAAUUAUAACAAUUCUAAAAAAUUCACCCCAAAUAAGAGGUAUGCUGCUGCAUUUGGGAAUAACGAAGGCUCCGAUGAGAACUUACUGCAACUAAAUGGCAAAAAAGUAAAAUUACCACCGGAAGAUAUAAGUGAUAAAAAGAACGAUAGCGAUCAAGAAAACAACUACACAUAUCCAACCAACGACAUUCCUUUGUUCUUUUAA
Messenger RNA from Saccharomyces eubayanus, 1209 nucleotides. It is a transcript of the gene RAD17, whose product is annotated as Rad17p. The transcript has a single exon. Gene Ontology annotation, molecular function: damaged DNA binding; double-stranded DNA binding. The coding region runs from base 1 to 1209 and encodes 402 amino acids. The record is from RefSeq and is a predicted model, not a curated record. Lineage: Eukaryota; Fungi; Ascomycota; Saccharomycetes; Saccharomycetales; Saccharomycetaceae. Gene Ontology annotation, biological process: DNA damage checkpoint signaling; reciprocal meiotic recombination; double-strand break repair. Gene Ontology annotation, cellular component: checkpoint clamp complex.